Molecule: messenger RNA, 4932 nt
Organism: Prosopis cineraria
Lineage: Eukaryota; Viridiplantae; Streptophyta; Magnoliopsida; Fabales; Fabaceae
Source: RefSeq, a predicted model, not a curated record
AAGAAACAUUCAUUUCAAGAAUUCAGAUCUACUGAUUCUGCAAGCUUCCAAUUCUCGAGCUCGGGCAUUGAGUUUUAUUACCUUCAAUCCAUUGUGAUAUCUCACUUCUUCCAUCUUCUCUUUGCCUUACGCUUUUGAGUUGUGUAUAUCAUAUCACCCAGCUUCAUGAUGUGUUGAAAUAUCGCAGCGCCAUGGCCGGAAUUGUCCUCGCCGGCUUUUUUGUCGGAUUCCCGGACAAUGAGGGUGUUUAUCUGCCCAGAUUCAGUGGUUUGAUGUGACUAAGCCAGGUUUUCGGGGUCAGCGUGACAUGUGAAACCUAGUCGGCGGUGGAGUGAUCAAGAAUGUUCAGGUCGACGAGAUGGAGGAGCGAGAAGCACAGGAUCAAAGCUGUUUUCAAGCUGCAAUUCCGUGCUAGUCAGGUGCUGCAAUCUGGAGUAAAUGCCUUGAUGUUGUUUAUAAUUCCGGACGACGUUGGAAAGCCAACUACGAGAUUAGGGAAAACCACGGUUCGAGAUGGAGUCUGUAGAUGGGAAAAUCCGGUUUACGAAACAGUCAAAUUCACACGGGAUCCCAAGACUGGGAAGAUCCAUGACAGAAUAUAUUAUUUUGUCAUAUCAACGGGACUAACGAAAGCUAAUUCCAUUGGGGAAGUUUUGAUUAAUUUCGCCGAUUAUGCUGAGGCCACAAAGCCUUCAACUAUCUCUUGUUCAAUCAAGAAUUCUCACUGUGAUGCUGUUUUGCAUGUAUCAGUACAGAGGCUACAGGAAAAUGACAAUAGAAGAGAAGAGGACGAAUGUGAAGAAGUCAAAACAAAAUCCCAAGAUAGAAGCUUAAGAACCUAUUUAAUUGAUGGAGAUAUAGAUGAAAGCCAUACAAGUAAUUCUGCUGAAGAUGUCUCUGCCAAAGCAAUUACCCUUAGAGCUGAAUUUAGUGCUGAUUGUAGGACAUCCAGUGGAUCUGACCUUACAUUGUCCAGUUCUGGCAGCAGCUCUGGACUCGAUACUCCCAAAGAUCUUGGACUAGGAAAUGCCAACAUCCAUCAGAAGCCACGUGGUUUGGUUUCAUGUACUAACAACAUUUCAGAGCCUCAAAAGCCUUGUCAAAAUACCACAACGUCAGAGCAUGAGGAACGCCCAAGAUUAAGCUUUGACUGGUCAGCUGACUCGGAACGUGGGUUGAGUACAAGUGAUUUGACAAAUGGUUCCCAUGAUGCUCUUCCAAGGGAAAGGUCUCAAGAGGCAUCAGAUAGGGAGAUUGAAAGACUUAAGGCUGAGCUUUCUGCUUUGACUAGACAAGUGGAUGUGACAGAAUUGGAAGUACAGACUCUUCGGAAACAAAUUGUGAAAGAAAGCAAAAGAGGGCAGGAGCUCUCGAAGGAAGUUAUUAGGUUGAAAGAGGAAAGAGAUGCACACCAGACACAAUGUGAGAAUCUUAGGUCUUUUUACAAACGUAUGGAUGAGGCCAAACUUAAAAGCAGUGCACAAUUGGAAACUGGUGAUCUGUGCACUCUUAUUGAGGAAACUAGACAAGAAUUGAAUUAUGAGAAGGCUUUGAAUGCCAAUCUUCAGCUACAACUGAAGAAGACGCAGGAAUCAAAUGCUGAACUUGUUCUUGUUGUACAGGACUUAGAUGGAAUGUUGGAGAAGAAAAAUAGAGAAGUAUGUAAUAUUUCCAAUAAUUACAGACUGAGUCAAAAUUCCCAAGAAUUAAGGAGAAAUCUCUUGAAAUAUGAAACAGAUGAUGACAAAGAACAGAAAGUUCUGGAAGAAAUUGUUAAUGAGCACAGAAACAUUAAGGAGACACAUUUACUUGAGCAAAAGAUUGUAGAUCUCUUCGGUGAAGUAGAGAUCUACAGGAGAGAAAAAGAUGAAUUAGAGAUCCAGAUGGAGCAGCUUGCACUUGACUAUGAGAUACUGAAACAGGAAAACCAUGACAUUGCGUAUAAGCUGGAGCAGAGCCAACUGCAAGAUCAGUUAAAAUUUCAGUAUGAAUGCACAUCUCCUCCUCCUGCUGCAGCAGCAGCAAAUGAUAUUGAAACCCAUAUUGAGAGUCUGCAAAUUAAGCAUCAGAAGAAGUCCGAGGAUUUCUCUGGUUCCCUGGUAACCAUUGGGGAACUUGAAUCUCAUAUCAGUAGAUUGGAGGAAGAAUUGGACAAACAGGCUCAAUCUUUUGAAGCUGAUCUAAAAUCUGUGAUGUAUGAAAAAGCUGAGCAGGAACAAAGAGCCAUCCAAGCAGAGGAAGCCUUGCAAAAGACCAGAAUUCAUAUUGAAGGUCUGGAAAUUGAACUGAAGAAACAAUCAAAAGAUCUCUCAGAUUCUAUGGCUACCAUUAAAGAACUUGAAUCCCAUAUCAGAAGAUUGGAGGAAGAAUUGAAGAAACAAGCACAAUCAUCUGGAGCUGAUCUAAGGGCUGCAGCACAGGACAAAGUUGAGCAGGAGCAGAGAGCCUUCCAAGCAGAGGAAGCUUUACAAAAGACCAGAAUCCAUAUUGAGAGCCUGGAAAUUGAACUGACGAAACAAUCGAAAGAUCUCUCAGAUUCUAUGGCUACCAUUAAAGAGCUUGAAUCCCAUAUCAGAAGAUUGGAGGAAGAAUUGGAGAAACAAGCACAAGCAUCUGGAGCUGAUCUAAGAGCUGCAACACAGGACAAAGUUGAGCAGGAGCAGAGAGCUAUCCAAGCAGAGGAAGCUUUACAAAAGACCAGAAUCCAUAUUGAGAGCCUGGAAAUUGAACUCAAGGAACAACUGAAAAAUCUCUCAGAUUCUAUGGCUACCAUUAAGGAACUCGAAUCCCAUAUCAGAAGAUUGGAGGAAGAAUUGAAGAAACAAGCACAAUCAUCUGGAGCUGAUCUAAGAGCUGCAACACAGGACAAAGUUGAGCAGGAGCGGAGAGCCAUCCGAGCAGAGGAAGCUUUACAAAUGACCAGAAUCCAUAUUGAGAGUCUGGAAUUCGAACUCAAGAAACAGUCAGAAGACUUCUCAUGUUCAAUGGCUACCAUUAACAAACUUGAAUCCCACAUCAGAAGAUUGGAAGAAGAAAUGGAGAAACAAGCAGAGUCUUUUGAAGCUGAUCUGAAUGCUGUGACACAGGACAAAGUUGAGCAGGAGCAAAGAGCCAUCCGAGCAGAGGGUGCUUUACGAAAGACCAGAAUAAAAAAUGGUAAUGCAGUUGAAAAGCUUCAAGAAGAAUUUAAAAGGCUCUCAAUGCAAAUGACAUCUACAUUUGUUGCAAAUGAGAAGGCUGCCAUAAAAGCAUUCACAGAAGCAAGUGAAUUGCGUGCAGAGAAUAGUCUACUGAAAGAAAUGUUACAGAAGGUCAAAGAAGAGUGUCAGUCUGUCAAAGCAGAUAAUGAGGUGAAACUGAAUGAACUUUCCACUCAAAUGGAAUCAAUGAGAGUUAAGACACAACAAAUGCUGUUGGAAAUUGAUGGUAAGUCCAAGCAGCUUGAAAAUCAGAAGAAACAUAAGGAAAAAGUCUGUGGAGAUCUUUUUGAGGAGGUGCAGAUUCUAAAGGCUGAGAAUGAAAAGCUUAAAGUGGAGAUGUUGCGCCUCUCUGAGCAAGUGAAGCAGAAAGAAGUCUUCGGAACUGACUUGGAACUUAUGAAGAAAUCACAUGAGGAGUCUGAGACUCUGGUAAAGAGGGGAAUUGAUGAAAGAGAUAAGUUAGUUAAUACAAUUGCUUUAUUGAGGAAGGAAGCAGAGCAGUCUCUUGAUGAAUUAAAUAAGAUUAGGCAUCUCAAGGAUGAAAAAGAGACAUUGGCUGAGCAAGUAAAAUCAGAGUUGGAAGAACUUCAAGCUCAAUACAGAGGUUUAAGACAUUCCCUUUUUGAGGAUGAAGUUGAGAAAGAAAAGCUUAGGAAGCAAAUUCUUCAGCUGAAGGGUGACCUAAUGAAGAAAAACAAUGCAUUAGUCAGCAUUGAGAAGAAGUUCAAAGAUAGUAAUGGACGUGCACAACUUCUUGAUGGAACAAGAGUUAUUCCAAAGAAUACAAGAUCUUCCUCAAGCCCUCAAAAUUCAGAAGAAAUGGACUUGAAGGAGAAAAUAACUAUGCUUGAGGGCCUGAUAAAAUCCAAAGAAACUGCCUUGGAAACAUCAGCAACCUCAUUUUUGAAGAAAGAAAAAGAACUCCAGGACAAAAUUGAGGAGCUGGAGAAGAGAGUGGAAGAAUUCAAUCAGAGUAGUGCUUUGCAAAAGGUUGUUGAGGAUAAAAGUAUCGCAACUUUAACUGAUGAAUGUGGAGGAGUAACACGUGAAGUUGAGCAUCUUAAUGGCACAACACAUUCGCCUGAAGAAAACGUGGUUGCAUUGUCAUCAAUCAAGAGUGAUGUGGAUUUGUCAAAGAGAGCAUUGAAAGCAAUUGAGAUUGAUAAUGGUAGUAGCAAUCUUUGUGAUCUAUUAGCUAAGUUAGGAUCGUUGAGGGAAAGAAACAAAUCAAUGGAAAGUGAACUGAAGGAGAUGCAAGAGAGAUACUUAGAAAUGAGUCUCAAAUUUGCUGAGGUAGAAGGCGAAAGACAAAAGCUUGUUAUGAUGGUACGGAGCCUCAAGGGUACUCAGAGGAGCUAACGAGUUUUGGAUUACCCACCUGUUUGUGUAUAGUUCUGAAGCAGGUGGGAGAUGAAGGGCUGAAAAAUGGGAAUGGGAUUAAAAUUGAAUAAAUUACUAUGUAUAUUGGCAAGAUAAAACUGUUUUAUUUUUUUCCCUUUUUUGUUUUAGCUUAAUUAAUGUUGAAUGGCUGCCCAAUUAGGUACCAUUUUAAGAAAUUUUUUCUGUAGGUUGUAUGUAAUGUCUGUUUUUAGCUAACAAGAGUGCCCUUUCAUGUAUUGUUCGAGCAACAAAUCAUGACAGUGUACUCUUCCUUUUUCUUAUGUAUACAUAUUCUUUUAUUGUAUAUUGUAAUUAUGAUUGAUUUCAAUAUAAUAUGAGCUGUUAUUUCCCA